Messenger RNA from Puntigrus tetrazona (Sumatra barb), 4019 nucleotides. RefSeq names its product zinc finger, MYND-type containing 11 (gene zmynd11). Gene Ontology annotation, biological process: regulation of transcription elongation by RNA polymerase II. The coding region runs from base 181 to 2103 and encodes 640 amino acids. The transcript has 17 exons. Gene Ontology annotation, molecular function: DNA binding; transcription corepressor activity; protein binding. The record is from RefSeq and is a predicted model, not a curated record. Lineage: Eukaryota; Metazoa; Chordata; Actinopteri; Cypriniformes; Cyprinidae.
CUGUAUGUGUGUGUUUACCCCCUCCGAGCUCUCAACUGUGGCCGGGCUCCACCAACCAACCACAAUUCUGACAUUUAACUCCGGAAACACAAAUGUAACCAGCGCUGCGUUACAUCCUAAAGCGAGACCGAACGGCGAGGCGUUUGAUCAGCUGUCGGACAGCGGUUGGAACUGGCCACAAUGUCGAGGGUGUUGAAAAAGAGGCAAGCUGACCCCAAGGUGGUUCAGUAUGUCUGGUCGGCUAUCGAAGUCAUCCGCAAUCAGAAACAAAUCGCAAACAUGGACAGAAUCUCAAAAUAUUUAAGUCGUGUGUAUGGGAUGCACCCUAAAGACACGGCCAGGCAGCUAGUUUUGGCUGUCAAAGACGGUCUGGUGGUGGAGACGCUCACAGUGGGCUGUAAAGGCUCCAAGGCCGGGAUCGAACAGGAAGGAUACUGGCUUCCAGGAGAUGAGAUGGAGCAGAUGUCAGAGGGAAGCAAGCCCUCUCUGCCUUCUGAAGCUCUUUUCCAAGAUGACUGGGAAGCAGAAAGUCAUGACUGGUACUGUUUUGAGUGUCACCUUCCUGGAGACGUGCUAGAAUGUGAUGGCUGUUUCCGUGUCUACCACCUCCGCUGUGUGUCUGAAGACCACCGGCCACGGGACACUACCUCCCACUGGCAGUGCGGCAUCUGCAGGGGCAGUAAAAGGAAGAAUUUGAACAAACAGGAAAUGACAACAUACCUAAAGUUCAUUCUUGGACGCAUGAAAGAAAGGGCUGUGGACCUGCACAAAAGAGGCAAGGAGUCAAAACAACCCAUGUACAGAAGACUGGUCCACACGCCACUGGAUGUGGAUAACAUACAAGAGAACAUCUCAGAGGGGAAGUACAAGAGCUUUGAGGAGUUCAGGGCUGACGCUCAACUUAUAGUUCACAACACAGCCAUCCUGCACGGAGUCAACAGCGAUCAGACUGAAAUUGCAAGACUUCUCUACAACGACACAUGCCACGAGCUGAACGAGUUAAUGCUGUGCAGACACUGCUUCUAUCUCUCGAACGCACGACCCGACAACUGGUUCUGUUACCCAUGUAGUCCGACUCAUGAGCUGGUGUGGGCCAGGAUGAAGGGCUUUGGUUAUUGGCCUGCAAAGGUGAUGCAGAGGGAGGGCAAUCAGGUGGAUGUUCGGUUCUUUGGUCACCAGCACCAAAGGGCAUGGAUUCCUUCUGACAACAUCCAGGAGAUCACAGUCAACGUGCAGCAGCUGCAGGUGAAGCGCAGCUCGGGCUGGAAGAAGGCAUGUGAUGAGCUGGAGCUCCACCAGCGGUUUGUGAGGGAGGGCCGAACCUGGAAGGGGAAGCUGGAAGACAAGCACGACAGGUCGGACAGGCACGAAAAACAGGAAGACAGACAGGAAGAAGCAGAGUCAAGUAUCUCCUCCACGUCCAACGAGCAGUCGAAAGGCAACCAAGAGCCCAAAGCUAAAAAGAGCCGCCGUUCACAAGUCGCCGAGCCCAAAGAAGAGGAGCCAGAGCCGGAGAUGGAAGCCGUCAGCUCAAGUCAAGAGAUCCCAACAGCUGUUCCACAUCAACCUGAGCGUAUGUCCGUCUCCACCCAGACCAAAAAGUCUGGCUCUUCUUCCUCCUCUUCCCCGCCUCCUCCUCGCAUGGUACACCGAGGCACUCAGACGGUCAACGAGGGCAGCUGCCAAAACAUGUGCCACGACAAAUACACCAAGAUCUUCAGCGACGUUAAAGAAAUGAUGAAAGCGGAGAACAAGCGGGAAACCGAACACGUCCUGAAAGAGGCUCUGGACAAGUUGCGAACGGAGAUGGAGGAAGAGAAGAGGCAGGCGGUGAGCAAAGCGGUGUCCAACACGCAGGCUGAGAUGGAAAGAAAGUGCAAACAAGUGAAAGAGAAGUGCAAAGAGGAGCUCAUGGAGGAGAUGAAGAAGAUGGUAGCUCAGCAUAAACAACUUAUUUCCCAGACCAAGAAGAAGCAGUGGUGUUAUAACUGUGAAGAAGAGGCGAUGUACCACUGCUGCUGGAACACGUCGUACUGCUCCAUCAAAUGCCAGCAGGAGCACUGGCACGCCGAUCACAAGCGCACCUGCCGCCGGAAGAGAUGAGCUGCAGCUGGCCACGCCCCUCCUCUCGACUCACUCAUCCACGAGCCACGCUAUUGGAUAGAUUUCAACGCUCACCACCUGCCCGUGGAAUUUUUUUUUUUUAAGCCAGCAUUUUAAACCCCAGCUCUUAGAACACUUUUACCAGAACACUUUGCUGAGUUGCGGUGAACGCUAACAGGGCAGCCAGCGCGGGACUUCACGAUCCUCGUGGAGAUGGUUUUAUUGUUUGGAUUGUAACGGUAUCUCAUCGCGUAUUCCUUUUUUUUUUUUUUUUUUUUUUUUGUUUUUUACCCUUUUAUUUGCCGUACGACGGAAAUCAGCCUUGCUUGCAUACAGACUAGCUGAAAUGUGAAGUACUAGUAAUCUUUUUAAACACAACUUAAUCUGAAGCUAUGUAGAUAUUUGACUUUUUUUAUAUAAGCGAAUCAUGUCAGCCUCCUGCAUUGAGUGAAGUUGGUGCUUUUAAACUCGACGGUUGGUUUUUAUCAGUGGUUGUGAUGUGUCAUUUCUUUGGGAACAGGGUUUUAAAGAUGGCAGGUCAUGUCUGUCUGAAUGAUACAAUCUUCCAUUAACGAAUAUGCACAUUUCAUGGUUACACUUUAAAAUAGGCCUUUUUUAAUUUUUAAUGGAGAAACUAAAUUAUGUGCUAAUUUUGGGGGUCCAUUUCUGUAGCUUAAGUAUACUAAAUCUCUGCAGAGUGGGAUCUUUAGUGAGGUUUCUAAUUUGUCACCGGUGCUCCCAGCCAAAACGAAAUAUUUCGUGAUCCCGUUGUGUAGCAAAAUUUAAAUCAGACUUAAGAUUGUACAGAGAUGAGUGUAAGUUAAACAAUCAUAAAUGAUCGCUGUAGGGUUUUAUCAUUAAGAAUGACCUUUCGUGGCACUUUUUUUGAUCCGAGAGCAAAGUUAAAAGGAUAGCUCGUUUAAAUUCUGCCCUCAUUUACUCACCCUCAAGUUGUUCAAACCCGUAUGUCUUUCUAAAACGCCGGUCCACUUCCAACGCAUGGAAAAGAGCAGCUUUAACAUUCGGCUAAACGUCUGCUUUUGUGUUUUUAUUGCCAGAACUUCGGGUUGGAACGACGUGGGGCCGAGUAAAUGACGAAAUUAGAAUUUUUAGGUGAAUUAUUAUUCCUUUGAUUGCUGCAAUAAAAAAAAAAAUGUAAGUACAAAUGAGGUCAGAUCUAUCUUUUAGAGAGUUUUUUGAGAUUUGUCUAUGUCGACCGGGGAGAACCAAUCAGCCGAAGGAUGUAGGAGAACGCGAGGUUCUUCUCAGAUGUUUUUUUGCACAGAUCCAUAUCUGCGUGAACUUGUAUUGUGUCUCUCUGUUCUGGAUGCGUCCUAAAUCACGUCUGAUACAUCCAGGUUUCUGUCCUGCCCUACUUCUCCUCCUCUCCUUCCCAACCUCACUGUUGCACUACGUGUAAAUAACUGUUCGCCGCUAACCGUGACUGAUGACCUUUGCACGUUAGCAUAUGUACAUUUCAUGAACACAUUAACUAUGUAUUUGAUAAAAGUCGAUCUGUAAAGGAAAAAAAAUAUUUGUGAUAUAACGGUAAUAUGUUCCAUUCCAGUGUGCAUGAAACCAGGUUGUGUGUACCUUAUUUUGGGCUCUGCGUUUAAUCUACGUUCUUGCGUGUCAUCGGUGAUGCAGUAUGUCUCCUUUUUUGGUUUUCUAGGGUAAUUUGACACCACUUUGUAAUUGCAAGCAACCCUUUUUUUAAAUUUUUAUUUUUUAACUUAUAUUUAUGCGGACAGAGCAAUGACUACUGAGAAUUUCCGACACCCGGGCGAGAAGUCUGCUAUACAAACACCUGUCUUUCAUGUGCAUACGAAUUAAAAUGUGGUGUAAACGUUUUCCCCUUUCUUGCAUUACAUUAUGUAACAGUACUAUGUAUAAAUAAAACAUAUCAACCGGUGGUA